GGCUGGUUUUCCUUCAGUUUCGAGGGGAGACUAAACGCGCGCUGCUGCCCAACGAGAUCACGUCGCUGGACACGGUAAAGGCCCUCUUCGUCCGGUCCUUCCCCAACCAGCUGACCAUGCAGUACCUCGACUUGCCCUCCGUCAAGAUCUACAUUCAUGACUCCAACAAGGACAUGUUCUAUGACCUCGAAGAUCUAGGGGACAUACGAGAUCGGUCGGUGCUGCGGGUGUUUGAAGGGGAAGGCGUGAACGGCCAGGGCGGCGGCGCCUGGGACCACGACCAGUCCUACUUCAGUGAACCCGAGUUCGAGUCCGACUUCCAGCAGCAACACGUUCACAACAAGUCUAAGGUACGUGUAGCCUCGUGUCACCUCUUAAGGUAAACCUUGUCUUAAUAG
Molecule: messenger RNA, 398 nt
Organism: Procambarus clarkii (red swamp crayfish)
Lineage: Eukaryota; Metazoa; Arthropoda; Malacostraca; Decapoda; Cambaridae
Source: RefSeq, a predicted model, not a curated record